AUGAAGACUGCUACACUUUUCUCGGUGCUUAUCCCAAGUGUCCUUGGAAGCACGAUCUACUUCGCUGGUGAUUCUACCAUGGCGAAGGGCGGAGGUGGAACUAGCACAAAUGGAUGGGCUGAAUAUGUGUCAACGUUCACCACAUCGACAAUCUCCAACCAAGCAAUUGCAGGCCGCAGCGCACGUUCAUAUACCCGUGAGGGCCGGUUCACCACCAUUGCCAACGAAGUCAAAGCUGGCGACUGGGUAGUCAUCGAAUUCGGCCACAACGACGGCGGGUCCCUGACGCCAACAGACAAUGGACGUACCGACUGUUCCGGGACAGGGACUGAGACCUGCACUACGGUGUACGAUGGGGUGACUGAAACGGUUCUGACAUUCCCUGCGUACUUGGAGAAUGCAGCGAAGACGUUCAAGGCGCUUGGGGCAAAUGUGUUGAUCUCUAGUCAGACACCCAAUAACCCGUGGGAGACUGGGUCAUUUGUUUACUCACCAUCGCGGUUUGUGGCGUAUGCGGAGUUGGCAGCGGAGACGGCGGGGGUGGCGUAUGUUGAUCAUGGGGCUUAUGUUGCGAGUAUCUUUGAUACUCUUGGAGACGAUGUAGUUACUGAGUAUUAUCCUCUUGAUCAUACCCAUACUAGUCCUGCGGGUGCGUUGGUGGUUGCCGAGGCCUUUUUCAAGGCUGUUGUCUGCGGAGGCGUUGCGCUGAAGAGUGCUUUGAACACUACUUCUUUCCCAGGCAAUUGUCUGUAG
This is a messenger RNA of Penicillium longicatenatum, 753 nucleotides long. Its product is annotated as rhamnogalacturonan acetylesterase RgaE. Bases 1 to 753 code for a protein of 250 amino acids. The transcript is spliced from 2 exons. Lineage: Eukaryota; Fungi; Ascomycota; Eurotiomycetes; Eurotiales; Aspergillaceae. Gene Ontology annotation, molecular function: hydrolase activity, acting on ester bonds. The record is from RefSeq and is a predicted model, not a curated record.